Oncorhynchus mykiss (rainbow trout) is the source of this 867-nucleotide messenger RNA. Lineage: Eukaryota; Metazoa; Chordata; Actinopteri; Salmoniformes; Salmonidae. The record is from RefSeq and is a predicted model, not a curated record.
AUGGUUGCCAAUGAUCAUGUUACAUUGCUACAUUGCCAUCUAACUAUUUAUCUCUCAAUCCCUCGCUGUCUCUGUGUCCAUUCAGGAGAGUUUGGAAAGCAGGGAGGACCGAUCCCUGUUGUUCCCACUGCUGACUUCCAGACCAGAGUCGCUGGUGCUUCUGAGAAGGAUAUUGUUCACUCUGGGCUGGCCUACACCAUGGAGAGAUCUGCCAGGCAAAUCAUGCGUACGGCCAGUAAGUACAACCUGGGUCUGGACCUGCGGACGGCUGCGUACGUCAACGCCAUCGAGAAGGUGUUCAAGGUCUACAACGAGGCCGGCAUUGAGAUAGUGAAUAGUUCUUUUUUAGCCUCUUUACGACAUUAUUCCAUUCAAAUGAGUUUCUUCAAGGAGCAGGCAGAUUAUAUAUUGUUUUCUUGGUUUUAGAACUACAUUAUUUUGCAGCAUUAGGGCCAUUUAUUUAAAUUUGCCCUGCUAACUUUACUACUGGAGUGCAGUUUUUUUUCCACCAGAACAGCUAGAUAUGUAGUGAGGUGCAUACUGGAGGCAGAGAAGUCAGGCGCAGGAGAGCGAAAACUGAUUUACAACAGUGUCGUUUAAUAUCCAUAAACCACCGUCAACAGAACAAUACAAAUAAAUGGUAAAUACAAUACAAAACAAUACAAUACAAUACAAAACCCGGUAAAUACCAGCAUACCGUUGCAUAAGCACUACAAGAAACAAUUACGGACAAGGACAUGGGGGGGAACAGAGGGUUAAAUACACAACAUGGAAUUGAUGGAAUUGGAACCAGGUGUGAUGGAAGACAAGACAAACCCAAUAGAAAAUGAAAAGUGGAUCUGCGAUGGCUAGAAGGUCGGUGACUUC